UGUGGUACAAUAUACCUCUACGUACAUGAAGUGUCUCCUGAUAGUUUGCUAUGUACGAGGACAUGUAAUGCAUUUAAUUAUUUUCAUUACAGAACUUUGAACCGCUUUGAACCGAAGGAAAUCUGACUAAAAUGCUCUCGCGUGCUUUGAAAGAACAUCAAGCGAAUCAAGCAGUUCAACGGGAAAAACAAGGUAUUCUAAUCUUCACGCAAAGCAACCGAAAUUUCUUCGGUUUUGUCGUUCGUGAGCAACUAUUUUGCAACUGAAUUGCUGGCCCUUGCAUACGUUCAGAUGUACGUUAAAACUAAUUAAUAAUCUUUCGUUCAUAUUCUAUGUAAGUCGAUAUUCUGAUUAAGGAAACGUAAUUAAGUUUCCAAAACAAGUAACAGUUUCAUGUAGUUUCUGGAAGCGGCGUUAAAGAUGAAUACAAACCAUUUUGCUAAACUGUGCAAAUUUCAUCGAAUUUGGAAGUAGGAGAAAUGACGUUUGAAAUUUCCCUCUAUGUUGCUGGUGCAAAAUUUUAUUUUCGCUCAUUUAGACAGGUCGUAAUGUUGUUCGUGGCUUUUAACCGCAAAGGUUUGUUCAAAACUGCAGUGUCUGGGGCACCCUAAAGUCAAUUUGUCUCACAGACAAAACCACCAGCUGUGGUUUUACAGCAUAGCAGCCAAUUGCAAGUGAUUGCUUGAGAGUUGAGAGGAUUAAUGAAUGUGAAAAGUAGGAAAUGUCAGAGAGCUAAGAAAUACAGCCGUUUGGUUUGCAUACAAUUGAAGAAACUGUUCAGUGGUUUUACCUUUUGGUAGCACUGUUUCUUUUAGUAGAGUUUCCUUUUCAAGGGACUUGCUUUAUAUGGCCAUUUCAGGAUGUUAUGUCAACAAAGCAACACCAAAAGAAAAGGGAGGAGUCAGAAAUGUUCAUCAAGAUCCCUAAGUUUUGAUGUCCAAAUAGCUAUUGAUUGCUAUUGUGAUUUAUUUAAUUUUCAACUCAGAAUUUUGCAUCUCUAGUGGUCUGAUUUGUUCACCCAACUGUGGUUAUCAGCUGAUAUUCUGAUUCAUCUCAUAUGGGAAUGCAUUGUGCCAUUGGUUACCAAGUUGAGAAAAGGCUCCAAAUAUCCAAACAUUCAGGAUUUGAUGAAAUUUAAUAACUUAAAGACAAUUAUUCUAUUCACACUUGUUGGACACAAGUUUAGUUAUGGCGACUCAGCACUACUGUCUAUUUGGCUUUUUACCAUCUCAUAUCCAACAUGCACAUUUAGAAUAAUUGCUAAAUAUUUGUAAGGAGCUACAUUUAAUUUAAAGGUUUGUUCCAUGUUAUUUGCUAAUAAUGUUGCUUGAAAACCUGAAAGAUGUAUAGAAAGCCUUUAUACUUAGUCCAAAAGGCUGUCAGUAGCCAGCCAGGCAAUAAUAUUUUCAAAUGCCCAGUAUAGUCCUGGACAUGUUUUCAUUGAAAAACAUGAGACAAAAAGCCUGAGGGCUGUACAAGAUGGGCAGUGCCAUACAAAGGUGUACUGCUACAACCAGCUGCAAAAGUAGUUGAGACAUGUUACCAUGACAGGAAAAGAGACAAUUGUUCACCAUGUGAUCCAACAUAAUUUAUUUCUCCCUUUCUAAUGUUGGUAGCUAAACAGUACCAUGUACAAAACCUUGAUGAGUCAGGAUGGGGGCAGCUAGUAGUUUUUUUGCACUAAAGUUCUUUUUGGCCAUCUGAUGAAGUUGUUAAGUGCACUUUUUGCUCAAGGUGACUCUCAACAUUUUGUAACUGGUUGUAGCUGCAAGGUACAUGUAAAAGAAGGAAGGAAGGUACAGAAAAUGAAAACUUAAGUUGCAGUUUACAAAAUUACAGUCUUUCCCCUUUACUAGAGAUAUAUCUCUCUGAAAGAAAUCGUCUGAAGUCACCCUGUUUCAUGAGUACCUGUUCAUUUAAAGAAACAAAUAAUAUAUUAUGGUGUUAUUUCAGUGUUUUUUAUUUUGUCAUUGACGUAGAACACUUAAGACGAGAAGCUGUGGUAGCAUCCUCAAGACUAACAUACAAACUAAUGGACACUCUUAACACUGGGUAAGUGAUAAAACAUUGUUUGGCUUGCUCAGUGAUUGCUUACCAUUAUUGUAACAUAUUGAAUGACCUCAACUUUUAUGCACAUACAGCUGGUUGUUUAGCAUGCAAAGUUGUUGGCCCCACUUUGCUUUUGGGAGAUGUAAUGGACUCUCAAUUUAUAGGUCUGUGUUUGAGUCCUGGCUGUGUUCCAGUGUUGUUUUCUUAGGCAAAGCACUCUACUUUUUCAGUGCCUCUCCUCUAUUAAGAGAAUUGUUGGGUUAUCCUCAGUGAAACUAAGAUUGGCUCUUGCAGUGUGGUGUACUUCAGCUGCUUUAGGGGCAGUUUCCUUACCAGGAUUAAGUUAAUUUGAAAAAUUGACUGCCAACUAAAGAUUAGCUCAUGAUUUUAAACAAAUUCCCCCCUUCAGUACCUUAGGAAAUUUACAGAGAACAUAUGGAGAAUGUGCUUACUGAGUUUGGGAUGUGAAAGGUUAAAAAGGUUAUUUCAAAGGAAAAUAAAUUAGGAUGAAAAGAUGGAUUGUUAUUUUAACCAUCUUAGGCUCGACAAAAUCACUGAACACACUUUUUCUCCUACUUUAAGGUUUCCAUCUCUCCUCACAUUAGAUCCUAGAUUAGUUUUAAAUCUUUGAUGAGAUGGACUGACUAUUUUGAAAAUGAAAUGUAAAUGGCAGGUUUGAUUUACUUUCCCCAUUUUCCCAUUGAUUUGAAUGACAAAUAUUAUUCAGGUGGGAAAUGGAGCUUUCUAUCUGGAAGUAGUUUUUUUCGUGGAUUGCAUAAUUUUGGCUUUUAUUUAACAUUCUACCUUUUUAUUAAUGUAAUAAAAAGGUGAUUUGUUUUACUUCCCACAGUGUAGAACAAGCUUAUGUCAAUCAGCGCAAAUUAGAAACAGAGGCCAAGCAGUUACAAGCUCAUGCAGGUUUGAAAAUACUCCAGAUGGUGUGUUAUGUUUUGUGAGUUGUAAGGUCCAAUGUGUUUUGUCUUUGUACUGUUCAAGAUCUUAAAUAAAAUCAAAAUGGUGUCGUGAUGUUGAGACUUGCAAGAAACGUCUAACAGCUAGAUGCAAGACGUUUCAAACUCAAAGCAAACUUAUAGUGGCGUUUAUUAAUAUUAAAAUUAUUGGCCAGUUAGUUAAGUCUGCGAUUGACUGCAGUAUCUCCUAAUAUGUUUCCCAGAAGGAACAACACUACAGUAUGUUAUAAAUGUUUGUGGUAGACCCAGAGAAGCUUCUAUGGUUUUCUCAAACAAGGAUUCAAGGAAUGGGCUGUUGCUGAGUGGCUAGGGGACUGGACUUGUAUCCUGGUGGACCCAGGAUUGAUCCACGCUUUUUGCCCUCAAUGUUUAUGUUUUGGUGUAGGCUCAGAGACAACCUGUUUCCUAAUUGAUGUCAAAUUUUGCGCCCUUUGAUACUCUCCUCAGCAAGAUUUUCUAAACAGACAGUACAAUGGCUUCAGAUGUUGGAGGCUUUCAAUAAGGCUUUAAAGGUAAUUAGCUUCUUUCUCUGUAUGUUUAAAGUCAGGGCUCCUAUCAAGGCAGGGUUUUUGGGUAAAAGCACACUUACGUUGUACCAAUGUUCAAAUUCUAAUGCAACGAAUGCACAAAACGAGGCAAAAGGUUCUUUCAACUAUCGCACGAUUCAUACUAACAAAUGUGAUGCAAAUUAAAACAAGACUCUUUUUGAAUGAGGUUCACCCCUCCAAUUCAGAAAUGUAGUCUCGCCGAGAAGCCCUGUCAAAUAAGACUCUCUUUUCAUGCUCAGUAUAUUUGUUCGAAAGGAACUUGGCGACGUGGAAAACUGGUCAAGAGUAAUAGAGGCUGACAUGACAGCCAUAGCAAGUGCUUUGGAAUACGCUUACAAAGGUUAGAGAAAAGUCAGUAACAUGUAUAGUUUUCAAUGAACUGUGGGGUUAUGUUUCAUCAGUCGCCUUUCAGAUCUGCAGAUAAUAAUCUAGGUCUAUCUCGAUUUAAAUUACCGACCAGACAAUAUUCAAGUUUUGUUCCACCAGUUCCUCAUGUUUCCCAUGUCACUCAUUCAAAAAUCCCCUCAGGGUACAGUAUGUGGACAAUCAUACAACGGCGACUGGGUGUGUUACAAUCUCAUGAUCAUCUUAUGAUGUGGAACAUACACUGUACUAUUAAACAUGAUACUUCACACAGCUUGAGAGCUGCCUUUUCUUAGCGCUGCGACACGAGCGGCGAAAUUAGCCCGCGUACAAAUGAUCUAAUGCUAGAAAAUAAAAUUUUCUAACACAACUGUUUUACCUUUUCAUUUUAAACAGGAGAUGGCCCUAAAGCUUCAUAGUAGUUCAACCUGAGAGCUGUCCCCAACAUAGAGAUAAUAGAAGGUUCCUUAUGAC
Molecule: messenger RNA, 4405 nt
Organism: Pocillopora meandrina
Lineage: Eukaryota; Metazoa; Cnidaria; Anthozoa; Scleractinia; Pocilloporidae
Source: the annotation of a GenBank genome assembly